Messenger RNA from Pipistrellus kuhlii (Kuhl's pipistrelle), 2585 nucleotides. RefSeq names its product inhibitory synaptic factor 1 (gene INSYN1). Gene Ontology annotation, cellular component: postsynaptic density. The coding region runs from base 1644 to 2513 and encodes 289 amino acids. NCBI's taxonomy places the organism in Eukaryota, Metazoa, Chordata, Mammalia, Chiroptera, Vespertilionidae. The record is from RefSeq and is a predicted model, not a curated record. The transcript is spliced from 3 exons. Gene Ontology annotation, biological process: inhibitory postsynaptic potential.
CCCUUCUCUGCCGGCGCCGAGCGAGCGGGGCCGCCGAGCCCGGGGUCUGGGAGGGAGCAGCACCCGCUGGGCAGCCAUCCGGUGGGGGCGGGAGGUGGCCGGGCGCCGGAGGCGCGGGGCGACCCUCGAGGAGCGGCCCGGGCCCGCGGAGCCCGGGCCCGGGGCAGGUCAGGGCGAGGCCUCGGAGGGAGGCCCAGCCCCAGGCGGCGCCUGUGCCCCUCCGGCAGCGGCCCGGCGCCGGGGGCUGGGAGGCGGCGGGCGGGUGGGAGCCAGCGGGAGGCGGCGGCCGCUGGUCUCGGGCUGCGAACCCGGUGCUUCCUGCCGGCUGGGCCGUCGCGCAUUCUCCCCCCGCCCCUAGCCGCGCCGAGCCUUCUCCUCCAUUCCGGUCGCCUCCUCUCCGCCGCCUCGCGCCCCUCCCGCCUGCGCCCGGGCUGCCGCCCAGCCGGCCGGGCCCCUCGCCCGCGCGUUCCGGGCCGGGCAGCGGGGACCAGUCCCUCGGCCUUUCCCGGGCCGCGGAGGACGGCGGCAGCGCUCUCUGGCCACCGGCCGAGCGCGGGGCUGGGCUGCUCGGACCCUCGGGGCGCCGAGGUGCGGAAGCGCGGACAGCCUGGGCCCGGGCUGAGUGCGUCCGGGGCACCCAGAGGUGCCGGCUCAUACCGCUCUGGACUGGGCCGAGCGAAGCUUGGACCGUACAGAGCCCGGGGAUGCCGGGCGCGGUCUGAGGGGAUCCCGGCGCCCCCCGAUCCCAGCUACUUUGGCUCACGCACCGGGACGCCCUACGCCCGGGUCACCUGUGGCCUGAGAGCCCCAGACUCAUCAGACCCUUCUCCCCAUUCCUCACCCGGCGCCUGACGGGGUUUGAGGGACAUUUUUCCUGCCCCCAGUCAGGGAGCGCGGAGGCCCUGCCACUCCCACCGCCCAUAUGUCUUCCGGGGCGGCUCUGAAGACCUCCCUGAGGCCAGGGGCUGAAGGGUCCAGAGAAAGAAGCCCACCCUAGGGAGCCUGCCCCCUUCCCCCAACCUCAUCUUGGGGCUUGGCCCCCACGCUACUCGGAAGGCAGGCUGGUGCCCCCACCCUCGGGGGCUGCCCUCCUCCAGUCCAGCUCCCUUCCCAGAGCUGUCCACAUCUGGAGCCCCCUCCACAGCUGGAAGAACCCAGGCACAGUUCUUCUGCAGAUGUCACUUGCAACCAGAGACCUCUGCCUUUGCAACUGCCCAAGAAUCGUGAGGGGAUUGUGCUGCCUUGCCCAAUCCCAAGGGCAUCUCUUACCCUUAGUCCCUGCAGAGUCAUCCCCCUGCCUCUGUGUCCAGAUUCAGCUAGAUAUCAGUCUAGCAUACCUAUAGGCACUUCAAGUCCUGAAGGCCUCCUGAGACCGAAGCCCCCUCUCCCUCCCCUUCUAUGUCCUCAUCUUGGCCCCUUGGGUCAGAUUCUGUCUCCUUCUGGGUGUUCCAUUCCCCAUCCAGAGGCAAAGGAAGCGGGGUGGCAGGAGUCAGGGGCUGGGUGAGGGCCACCCAGGGCCAGCGUAGGCUGGGGGGCCGUUAAGAUGUGGAGCACUGCCUGGCUGAGGGGGGCUCUGUGGAGGCAGACGCAGUGUGUGCCUGGCUGGGGGGAGUAUGGGCAGGCCUGCAGCCACGUGGUGAAGGAUGAACAUUCGGGGCACCCCAGACCUCGGGCAGCCCAGUGUCGACCCCAGCAGUGGUGGUGAACGUGAGCGGAUUCGACAGCGCAUGAAGAUGGUUAUCGGACAGCUGGAGGGCAUCCUACGGGAGCUCAAGGAAGUGGCCAAGGAGCUCAGGGAGGUGGUGAGCCAGAUAGACAAGUUAACCUCAGACUUCGAUUUUGAACUGGAGCCAGAUGACUGGACCACAGCCACUGUGAGCAGUACCUCUAGCAGCGACAAGGCCGGUGUAGGUGGCCCCUUUGACUUGGGCCACCUGGACUUCAUGACAGCUGACAUCCUCUCAGACAGCUGGGAGUUCUGCUCCUUCCUGGAUGUCUCUACCCCUUCAGAUUCCAUGGAUGCCCCUGAACCAACACAACCAGGGGCUGGUUCAGACUGCCGACUCAUGAACGGUGGCAUGCCUAUUCCUAAUGGGCCACGGGUGGAGACUCCAGACUCCUCCAGUGAGGAGGCCUUCAGCACCGGCCCUCUCAAGGGGCAACUGCCCCAGCGAACCCCAGGCACACGGGAGAGAGUGCGCUUCAGUGACAAAGUGCUCUACCAUGCUUUGUGCUGUGACGAUGAAGAGGGGGAUGGUGAGGAGACAGCAGCAGAGGAGGAGGUGGGCCUGUCACCAGAGCCUCCCAAUACAGAGACCCAUGUGGGCCCCCUCAAGACCUCCCCGGCCCCCAACAAGCCAAGGCGCCCUACACUGACUGGACAAUGCUCAUUGGCCCCUGAGCAGACGCGAAGGAUCAUGAGGAACAGCAGCACCCAAACAGUGUCAGACAAGAGCACGCAGACAGUGCUUCCCUACACAGCCUCCAGACAGAAAGCCAAAGGGAAAAAUUAAGGGUCGGAGGGGACUGGGAUUGGGUGGGGGGAGGUAUAUAAAGUCAUAUAUAUAUAUAUAUAUAUAUAUAUA